UUCCCAAAUGUGCGUGUGAGGCGCAUGUGUGAGGAGCAGAUCCCUUCCCUCACUUGUGCCCGUGAAGAAGCAAGCAAUCAGAUCACAGAUGGCUAGGAUUAUGCUUUGAUUGCUUUUUCUUUGAUCCCAACGCCAAUUUUCCCCAGCUCGGAUUUCAAUUGGUUUCUCUCCUUUCUUUGCUUGUCGUAGUUUGCAGUUGCUGACUUCAACGGGUUUAAAUUUUGUUUCUGAUUCUCAUCGAUGAUCAGGUAAAGCAUACUUUCCUUUUGUUAAAAAGUGCACUUGAACAUAUGGAUUCAAUUUUUACAUGGCAUGCAUCACUUUGAGGAAAUUUGAAUAUGGGGACUCCCAGUUUCUUGUGGAAUUUUAUGAAGUCCAUAACAGGUGGGCUGAUAGCUCUCACCAUUUCAGAUAGAUAUGCAAGUAUUGUCUCUGUUCAUGGCCUCUCCAUGCAUCAUACAUUCAAUUCAAGCACCAAUAGUGUUUUGAGAUCAUUGUCAGAUGACUAUGUUUUGGUGGAGAAGUUUUGUCUUGCAAAUUAUAAGUUUACAGGUGGAGAUGUGAUAGUGUUUCGGUCCCCUAAUAAUCACAAGGAGAAACAUAUAAAGAGAAUAAUUGCCAUGCCAGGUGAGUGGAUUAAAGUCCCCCAUUCACAUGAUAUGUUGAAGAUUCCAGAAGGGCAUUGUUGGGUUGAGGGGGACAAUUCAGCUUCCAGCUUGGAUUCAAGAUCAUUUGGCCCGGUUUCUCUGGGGCUGGUUCAAGGGAAGGUUACCCAUAUAGUCUGGCCUCCGCAGAGAGUAGGUCAAGUGAGGAGAAGCAUUCCAGAAGGAAGAUUUUCUUUCUGACUCUUAUAUGCAUGUGCAAGCAUAGGACAGCCGGAUCUAUUGCUGGAUCUCCAAUAGGAACACACCUUUGAAUGCUGUCUAACUAUAGACUGCUACAUGAACACAAUGUAUGGUAUGUAUUUACAAGCUCGAAGGUGCAUUCCUAUUAGAACCGGCCUGCUAUAGGUAACCAGAAAAUCCUUAUCUCUAAUUCUUGCCAAUGUUGAAAGUGAUGAUUCCCAUUUAAAAGUUCAAAUCUCCUGCAAGCAUGGCUUCUCAAAUCACCACAAACCAAUGAUUUCAACUAUGAUGUCAGAAAGACAUGGUACCGGAACUUAUAACCAAUCAACUGGCAUCAUAGAAGUGGUAACCAAUCAGAUAGAUUUCCUUCAAAAUUCCUGGGGGUUUUGAUUGGUCCAAGCCUUUCCAUUAUCAUAGAUUUUCCUGGUAUUUAUCAUGCUAGUAUUGGUCUGUAGCAGUUGUUAGUCAACUAUUACAAACUGUUCACAACUGCUAUAAACCAUUACAAACCCAUAUUUAACAUGUUACAAAAUUGUUGCUGAAGACGGGUACUCGACUGUUACAAACUCAUAUUCAACUAUUACA
Molecule: messenger RNA, 1430 nt
Organism: Nelumbo nucifera (sacred lotus)
Lineage: Eukaryota; Viridiplantae; Streptophyta; Magnoliopsida; Proteales; Nelumbonaceae
Cellular component (GO): mitochondrial inner membrane peptidase complex; membrane
Molecular function (GO): serine-type endopeptidase activity
Source: RefSeq, a predicted model, not a curated record